UCUUCUGUACGCUAAGAAGUAACAACCAUUUAUAACGGCGUAAAGUGCUUCUCAUCGUCAGUUACUACGGAAAACCCAGCGUGGAGAGAUCAACAUUUGCUUUUGAAACCGGGAUUAACACUCUUGCACUUAAAGUAUCUCUGGCAAAGCAUGAUCACUCCGACCAUGCUCCGACCAUAACAACGAUGACCUGGGUCGCUGUUUCUCUAUUUACGCGAAGUUCACGGCCAUUCGAAUGUUGACGAGUUUUCUCUCCAGAGGUAUCUAGUAGGAGGCCUUUCUAACGUGAUUCCAACUCAACAGAGUCUUAGUAAAAUACAAAAUAUUUCAAUAUAGUAUUUUUGAUCAAACGUAUCGACGUUGCUGUUCUUUUCAUCGUAGGUGAAAAAUAAGGUUAAGUGAAGUCUGAUAUGGAAUUUUGCGAGUCAAUAGGAUGGAAUAGCACUACUGGUAAUCUUGUUAUCGACUCCGAGUCACUUACAGUUUCAGUGGCAAUUUGGAUUACUUUAGCUUUCGCCGUUUUUGCCGUUAUCUUAGCAAAAGGAUUUACUUGGAUCAGACAAUAUGUUUUUCAAGAUAAGUACGGAAUUAGCGGUCCAUUCUGGUAUGCUGCAGGAGCAACCGUCCAGCUGCUGCUAUUUGCAGCUCUAUCAGUCCAGUUGAAAAUCAAGGCCCCUGGAGCCAAGACGUUCUUACAAGUGACGUACGCACGAUUCGGAUCAAAAGUUCAUCUUGUUUUCUGUUUUAUGGCUCUGCUGACCAACUUUAUCGUCACCGUCAUGAUGAUGAUGGGUGGUACAGCUGUGAUAAUGAAUUUGGUGCCGGGUUUUAGCCUCGAAAUGGCUUCGCUCAUCCUUGCAGCGAUGAUCGGCAGUUACACAUUUAUCGGAGGCCUGGGCGCUACAUUUUACAUGUCUUAUUUCAAUACUGGUAUCAUCUUUAUUGGUUUACUUGUCUUUCUUACCAAAGUGUACGUCAGAGCCACGGAUCCGGACUUUCCUCUUGGCUCUGUUGAUUCGGUUUAUGAAUACAUUACCUGUGGUGAAGUUACAGCUAAUUCAAACGAGAGAUAUUUCUCCUUUUUGUCUACUAAUGGUCUCAUGUUUGGUAUAAUAAAUCUUGUUGGAAACUUUGGAACGGUGUUUGUUGACCAGUCCUACUGGCAGAGUGGCGUAGCGGCUAAGCCUAAGCAAGGCAUGUGGGGCUUCAUCUCUGGAGGCCUUGUCUGGUUUGCAAUCCCAUUCACCUUUGCUGCUACCAUGGGCUUUUCAUUUUUGGCCCUUAGCUCUUUCAGUGGACAGCAGCUGAUCUCCGAUGAUGAAAUCACCCAAGGACUAGUUGCCCCAACAGUUGCCCGAGCAUUGAUGGGCUACUACGGUGAAGUGUUGAUGUUUAUCAUCAUACUGAUGGCCGUGACGUCGACAGGAUCAGCAGAAGUUAUCGCCAUAACAUCAAUAUUGGUGUACGAUCUCUACAAGAUUCACUGGAGACCAUACAAGGUGUUGGAUAACUGCAACGAAUGCGAGAUCUGUGGAAAGAACCGUGGACGUAAAGCCAAAGAUUCUAACCAGUGCGUGUGUGUGAAGAAGUCUGAAUGUGUGUAUUGCAUCACUGAUGACAGCCUCCGCAAUUCAUGCAAAGAUGCCGUCAAACCAGCAUACAAAUGUACUGUGCAUGGUGACUAUAGAUCAUAUCUCGACUUCCUGGGAGACAAACGUGAUUGGUGCGUGGUGAUGGUGUCACUCGCCAACGUUCCCAUUACGUUGGUGUUUGAUUUACUAGAUUUGAAGAUGGGAUGGUUGUAUACAUUCAUGGGUAUCCCAAUUGCCUCAGCUGUGGUACCUAUCAUCCUCAGUGUUACAUGGGGAAGACUAACCGGGGCCGGCAUGACGAUUGGUGCUAUUGGUGGAAUGAUAUUAGGUGUAGUAACGCUACUUGUUACGUCAUGCUUAGAAGACGGUGGACUUCGUAAUGGACACUUCUUCGAAAAUACCGGCAAAGAAUUCAAUAUGUUGAUGGGUAACAUUGCGGCUAUCGUCGCAGGCGCUGUCUUUUGCGUGGCCACAUCGUUAAUCAAACAGAAGCCUUUGACAGAAGAAGAGGAAGAGGAGGUUUGGGAGAAGACACGUGACAUUGACAAUCCGCUGAUGCCAUGGAGUGAACACUACACCAGAGAGUUCAACAUCCCAAUACAUCUUAGCACAGACCGCCCAACUCUCGCUCAAAUGAAGCAAGUGUUUAGAAAGACCAAGAUGGUCUCAAUUGGUAUAAGUAUAGUUCUGUCCAUUAUCCUUGUCAUCAUUUGGCCGGCAGUCAUGGCUUCACUUGGAGAUCUCUCUUUAGGCGAGUUUACGUUCUGGAUUGGGUUAUCUCAGGCAUGGGCCUACACAGCGGCAACUUUCAUCAUCAUUGUACCAUUGGCACUUGAAUUGCACGAUAUAUAUGUGCACUACAAGAGGUUAAAAUAUGGAGUGAAAAGAGAGGAUAGAAAUGGGGUGGAGUUGGGAGACAAGGACAAAGAUCACACAACGAACUCGGAAUCGCAAGGAUUCUUACAACAGAAUGGUGACACAUCCAAAAAAGAACCAUUGGCUUAAUUUUGAUAAUCGCAUUGAAUUGUACCACAAUUCCGAAAUUGUACUACAAAGUAUUUGCACUGAGGCAGAUAUGUAGGCUGCUGACUUGUGCUAUGCCCACGAGUACUAGGGACAACUUGUACAGCGGUUCCACUUGUGCUAAUGGCCGCUUGUGUACUAAGGCAGAUAUGUACUAUGGCCAACUUUUUCUAAAGUUUUGGUUUAAUUAUAUUUUAAUUUAUGGGGUUCCACUUUGAAGAUUCAAAAACAGUAUAAUACAGUAUUAUAGAAAUAAAUUACUUAAAACAACUUAAUAACUUUCAAAAAUUAGGCCUACCAUCGCAGCUUUAAAAAGAUGUUAAUUUUAAAAGGGGAAACCAGAGAUAACUCAUAGAGAGAACCGCUUGAUUAUAAUGUGGUCUCAUUCUUAUCCUACUCUACAAAACCCUUGCAAGAAAAGCAAAAUAAUGAUAAAAGUUAAAAAUAAAGGGGGAAAACAUGGUAAUGUAAAGCAUCAUCACGCAAUCAUUCAUUCUAUUUUAACAAAAGAUUAGCUAGCAAGAUAAAUUUAGACCUACUUGAAACAUUUCUCAGACUUUGGCAAGUUUAACUUCUUGGACAAGAGCAUUCCAUUUCUUACCAUUAACAUUAGAGAAAUAAACAUAUUUGGAAUCUAUACAUUUUAUGAUUGGCUCCCGGAAAUUCGCUGGACUGCUUUAGGUGUUAUUAGUGGUUGUCACUGAGUGCCCAGUCUAGUUGAUAGGUACGGAAAUGUAUUAUUGAAAAUCCGUAUUUUAAUUUAUUCACAUUGUAUAAACUUAAAGCAGUGUAAACAACAAAAUUUUGGACGGAAAUUUCAACUUGAACUACUGAAAUUUGCUUUCGAUAUUUAAGGCAGGUGAUUAUGGCCGUAUAAACUUAAACGUAAUGUAAACAAUAACAAUUUAUAUAAAACUCGCAUUGUAAAUCAAUCAUAUUACUAUCAGCGAAUUAAUUGGCACUAUGCAAUACUUAAGAUAUAAUAAAUCUAUAUAUUCCUAGUUCAUUAAGAUAUUUUGGACGAAAAUUGAACCGUUUAACAACUGUAUUUUACUUUUGACUAAGCUAUUUUUUUUAUGUUCUACCCCGAUUUGGGUAACACGACCCCGCAGUACUAGGCAUAUGUAGUCUUUGAGUGGUUUGUAACAAGCACGUACAUAAAAUAUACGAGGCACAUGAAUAUAGGAUUGAAUAGGGUGAAGCACGGUGGAGACUGAAAUAAUUACAGUAUUUUAAUAGUUAUAAAGUUGAAAAUUAAUCCCUUGAUGUAAUGAUUUUAAAUUUUAAUAUUUGUUUGAAGCUGCUGACAUUUUGUAUUUACUUGAAGAUAUGCUUUAUAAAAUUCCAGAGCAAACGGCUCAAAACUUUGAAAGGAGUCCUCUGCGAACGGUGAGGUUUCCACAAUGGGAGUAUUUUUCACUCUGCAGUGGGUUAGAUCUUAGCUCUGCAAGUGAUAGUGGUCUUUACUCUAUAGUGGUUUCACUCUCAAUGGGAUUGAUCGUUAUUCGGUGUGAGAGACCAUUACUUUACAGAGAGAAAGCUUUUGCAUUCUGUUCUCUUCAUCAGAGAGAGCGGACAUAAACUCGGCAUCGUUCGUAAGCUCUCGUAGUCGUCUAGAUUCUAGGACGUCGAUGUCCAGAGAACGUAGGACGGUCACGGAUGAGUAAAUUUGUUCUGACGUCACGUCCUCGCGCAAAUCGAAAGCUCUCUAAUAUGUACUGUAAUACUUAAAACUUUGUAACUUUAUAUCGUUAUUUACAUUUGAGUGACUUGUUAUACUUAUUCAUUAGAUAUCGUAGUGUAAGUUUUUUUUUUUUUUUUUUUUUUUAUUUCAACACUGUUUCUUAAGUAAAUAACACCGGUAACCAUGUUAAAAGGCGUCAAAAAUGUUAUGAAGGUAGUUUACCCCUCCCCUUACCAUGGUUGGCAUCGGUUCUAAGUACUCUGUCUUUUAUCACCGCGCUUUAUGAUACACGUAAAUAAUCGUUUACAAAUAAUCUUCGAAGGGAGGAUACCUCAAAGCAAUAUGUUUAGUUCAGCUUUUGCAUAAUUUGCGUGAUACUUGGCUGAUAGAUUUUCGGAUUUAAGCUCAGAGCUUGUAAAAUAUAACUUUCAUACAGACUACCUCUUGUGAGGUAAACUUAAUGUGUGCAAUUGAGAUGACAUCAUGCCUGAAGAAAAAACGAACUAAGAA
This is a messenger RNA of Anneissia japonica, 4809 nucleotides long. Its product is annotated as urea-proton symporter DUR3-like. The coding region runs from base 411 to 2597 and encodes 728 amino acids. The transcript is spliced from 11 exons. The record is from RefSeq and is a predicted model, not a curated record. Gene Ontology annotation, cellular component: plasma membrane. Gene Ontology annotation, molecular function: urea transmembrane transporter activity. NCBI's taxonomy places the organism in Eukaryota, Metazoa, Echinodermata, Crinoidea, Comatulida, Comatulidae. Gene Ontology annotation, biological process: urea transmembrane transport.